Halteromyces radiatus is the source of this 2357-nucleotide messenger RNA. RefSeq lists its product as uncharacterized. NCBI's taxonomy places the organism in Eukaryota, Fungi, Mucoromycota, Mucoromycetes, Mucorales, Cunninghamellaceae. Bases 227 to 2206 code for a protein of 659 amino acids. Gene Ontology annotation, molecular function: protein dimerization activity. The transcript has 2 exons. The record is from RefSeq and is a predicted model, not a curated record.
UUUUAAUUUUUUUUUUUUUUUCUUCACUGGGUUGAAAAAAGGGAAGAGAAAAUUUUAAAUCAAUGGGAUGCUUUCUUUUUUUCUUCUUUUAACUUAAACACACUUAUACUUAAAAUAUAUAUAUACUCAUUUCUACUAUUAUAUAUAUAAAUAUAUAUACGUUAUACAUAUAUACAUACAUACUUUUAGAUAGAACACUUCAUUUUAUAGUGUGAUUUUUUCCAUUAUGAACUUCAAUUCAUUUGAUCUCGAUAGCAACAAAGAAGCAAUGGGACAACAAGGGUACAACAAUGAAACUAAUGAUAAUUUUGAUCAAGACAAUUCCGACUUUUUUGCAUUCAUUGAUCCAACCAACUUUCAUUCAACAACAGGCACAGACGUCCAACCACAUUCGUCUUCCAUGGAAUCACAUGCCAAUCAAGAUCCUCAAUCUUCGUCCUAUGGCUUACCAAAGAGCUCAGCAAGCAAUACCCAAACUAGUAUUGGCAAUCAUCAUUACAAUAUAAUGUCACCCAUGCAUAUCAAUGUCCAUGAGUAUCAAACACCUUUACAACAACCAACAUCUACUGAUUAUAAUGAGGAUGAAGAAUUCUUUACCCCGUUGAUCUCACCUGCUAUUCCUCCUAAUUACUACACCAAUCUUCGUAGCGACACCAACUUCUCUCCAUUAACAUCACCAGCUUUGGGCCCUCAACAACAUGUAUCUCAACAUCAACAAGUCAAUAAUUACUAUGCAAACUCAAUCAUGAAUACUCAUUCAAUACAAGAUGGACAAUCUUCUGAAGAAUUAGAGGAACGACUGGCUAUGAUUGAACGACAACAACAACAACUUCGAUCUCAUAUGCAGCACACAUCAGGACCAUCAUCAUCGUCAUCAUCUACUUCACCUUCACCAACGACAGUGACAACAUCACAAUCAUCAUCAUCACCAACUAUCCACCAUCAUCCUUAUAGCAACACAUCUAGUACGAACUCCACUUCCUCCAUCAGCAAACCCAAACAAUCUUUACGUCACAAGAUUGCCAUGUCCAGUCCUCAGUUCAAUCCCACCACUCAUCUUCGAUCUCCUGGCAUGCAUCCAGUACAGAGCAACCAAAGCAGUUAUCAUACUUUCCAUCAGACAACCGCAUCAGGAUCUGUCCCAGGUUAUCACAAUUCUCAAAAUUUGGCACCAGCAACUCCUUCAUUAUUAAUGAAAUUAGGCAAUGGGAUGCACAAUGACAACAAUACUAGUCCAGGGAUGGUAUCUCCUCAUGAAUCUAUUGUGGAUAAUAUGAUGGUUCUUCCUGACGCCAUGCUUCCUCCUUCUGUGGAACCUGCAACAUCAAAGAAGAAAACUGUUAAGAAAACAACAACUAUACAAGCAUCAUCAACCUCAACGAAAAAACGACGUAUCUCAUAUCCACGUUCAGCAUUUACUCCACCAGCAUUAUUACCUAGCACAUCAUCACAUCAUCGACAUUCUAGUGGUUUUGAUCAAGGAAUUGCAGCAUUAGUUUCACCAGCCGCUCUUCGUCCUCAUACACCAGGAGUUAUGUCAUCUCCAUCAUCAUCAUCGAUCAUUUCUCCCAAUAAUACGACAUCUUCCCCACGAGCAUUGAAGCCAUUGAUCUCACCCUCUUUACAACCCAAUGGACAACGAUUAUCCACCAUUGAUGAACACGAAGCGGCAACGAUUCUGGCAUCCAAAAGCAAUUACCAAACGUUACGUGAAGGUAAAGCCAAGAGUCUUGGAAUAGACUUCAACACCAACAUUCAGUCAGGGAUGGAAAACAGGCGGUCAGCACACAAGGCAGCGGAACAACGACGACGAGAUACAUUAAAACAAAACUUUGAUGCUUUACGGGCAGAACUUUUGGAAGCAUUAUUAGCCGAAGAUGAAUUACAACGCAUGGAAAAUGAUGAAAAGGAAGAAGAAGAGGAUGUGAAAACUGCACGACUGGAAAGGGAAAAACGGGUCAAACAGAUGAGCAAGGUGGUACUUUUACAACACUCCUAUGAAUACAUGCUACGAUUGAAAAAUGACAAUCAACAAAAGGAUACAAAAUUGGCCAAGAUGACAUUGGAAAUCCAAUCUUUAAGGAUGCAACUUGGUAUGCCCCCCGUCACUGAUGAAGAACGACAAGCCGAAGCAGAAGAAAAACGAUUGGAGAAGGAAAAACGUACUGCCCGCCUAAAACGAUUGGAAGAUAUGGUGGAUUCUUGAUCAUUUGAUUUAGAUUAGAUUAUUUUAUAUAUAUAUGUGUGUCUUUUUAUUGUUGUACAUAUUUAUUUAUUAUUCAUCCAUUAUGUACAAAUAAAUCAUCAAUUCAUGUAAUAUAUAUAUUUAUGAUUUUUUUUUUUUUAAAAAAAAAGAU